GAGAGAGAGAGUGUGUGUUUGUAUGAUAUCGCGCGACUCGUUUGCGUGUUCAGCUUCGGGCUCGUUUUUAUUACUAUUAUAAUUAUUGGACAAAAAGACUGGAUGCGUUUGUAAAGAAGAACUCCCGGCUGUUUUUUCUCUAUUUUUGUAUUUAUUUUUUGUGUUUUUUAUUUUUUCUUUUUGCGGAGAAGACUUCACACCGGAUCUGUUCGAUGCAUUAGAGAAAGAAGAACAAGCAGCUUGUGCAUUUUUAUUUACUACUUUUUUAAUGUUCAUGUUUAAAGGAAGACAUCACCAGAAGACGUGACUGAUUUUUUUAAUUGUGUCACAUUUUUUGGAACAAUUCUUCUUCUUCAUGCAUUAGGAGAAGAAACAAGAAAUUUCUACCUUGCCCGUUUGUUAGAUCGGUAUUAAACACAUGCAUUAAGUACUGUGUGUGUGUAUCGGACACUUCUGCCUCAUGCAUUAGCGCCGCGUCUCGUGCGCGGUCAAUUUGUUUUUUUGAAUUUUUUAAAUUGUUUUUCUUCUUUUUUUUUUUUUUUUCUUGGAGUUGUUUUGUUUUUCCGACGCGUCAUGUCGUAUCCUCAGGGUUACCUGUAUCAGCCCGCACCGGGCUCUCUGGCUCUCUACCCGCUUAGGGGUGAAGAGCUCGAGCUGGCCGCGCGCUGCUCGUCUUCUUCCUCCUCGUCUUCCUCCUCUUCCUCCUCUUCGUCCACGGGUUCUGCCUUCACUCCGUAUCCCGCGUCCGCCGCCUUUACCGCCUCCGCCACCGGCGGCUUCGCCAGCGCGCUGAGCUACCACACCGACCCGGCCACCGGCUUCCCCUCCUACAUGGCCUCCCCGUAUGACCCCCCUCCCCCAGCCAUGGCGGCUCCGCUCGGUUUCCCGCCAUACGGCAGUGCGGGUUUCCCGCCGCCCCCGUACCAGCUCAACGACCCUGCGUACCGCAAGAACGCCACGCGCGACGCCACGAGCACGCUGAAGGCCUGGUUGAACGAGCACCGGAAGAACCCGUACCCGACUAAGGGCGAGAAGAUCAUGCUGGCCAUCAUCACUAAGAUGACGCUCACGCAGGUGUCCACGUGGUUCGCCAACGCCAGGCGGAGACUCAAGAAGGAGAACAAAGUGACGUGGGGCGCGCGCGCCAAGAGCGAGGACGAGGAUGAAGAGGAAGGUGCGCGCGCCGAACGGAAAGAUGAGGAGGAAGAGGACGACGAUAAGCACGCGGACAACGGAGACGCGUCCGCCGAGGAUGAGGGCAUCAGCCUACACGUGGACUCUCUGACGGACCACUCGGCCGAGUCGGACGGAGAGAAAGUUCUCUGCAGGAUCGACGAUUUUUCCUGCAAACCUGCUCCUGAAACAAAAGAGAAGCACUCUGAGAUCGACCUGACUUCGCCUCACGGGGGUCACGGACGUCUGUCACCCAAACCCAUGACCUCAUCACCUCUGACUGGGGUGGAGGCGCCUCUCUUGGAUACACAUCGUGACAAAAACAAGAGCUGUGCUGAUGUCCAGAGCCAAAACACCAAGCCCAAGCUCUGGUCGUUGGCAGAAAUUGCCACUUCAGACCCAAAACAGCCGCUGCAGAGCCAGAACUGCCCCUCAGGGGGUGGGAUUUGGACCUCUAGCCAAUCAGGCGCAGCUCCCUCGGCUUCCAUUUUGGCCAGGCCGAUUUAUUACACAUCGCCUUUUUACAGCAAUUACGCCAAUUACGGAAACUUUGGGCAAGGAAUCCUGCGCUAUGGCUCGAUCCAUAAGCACACCCCUGAGACAGCGAUGCUAAAGGCUAAUCAUGCUAACCACAUCCAGGCAGAGCAGCACUUCAGAGCCUUGAGCACGGAGGCUAAGAAAGACUCUGGUGAUGCGUGCACGCUUGGACCUCAUUCGUACCUCUCGAGUUAAAGACGAAGGCGACAAGAAAGUUGGCAUCAUCAAACGAGCCAUCCUCCUCCUCAUCCUCCUCCUCUUCCUCUUUAAAUGCUGGCAUUAAAUCAUUUCCUCGUACACCGGAUCGUAUUUGGUGUUUCCAGUUAUAAAUUUUUUUGAUGAAUAAGGACCUAAAGCAACUGAAGGUGUGUUACUGGACAAGACGUGUGUGUGUAUUUCAUUGAUUAAAAUUAUUAUCUAAGCCGUAAAUAAGGACACGGUUUCUCAGGAUCCCGAGGUUUGGCUCGAUUGCCACCCUGACGGUACGCGAUAAACGAUGACGUUUAUUAGAAGACUUUUUUUUGGCAGUUGAGACAGAUGUGACGCAGGAAGAAGACAUGGCAACUGGUGAAGAGUGGAAUAUUUGAUAUUUAUUUUUGUAAAUGAGGGCGAGUCGCCUGUAUAAUUUAUGCAAGUUGUAUUGCAACAACACACAAAAAUCCGAUGUUUUGUUUGUUUUGUAAAUAGGUGGCGGUUGGUUUUUAAUUUAAAAAGAAAAACUGUAAAAAGGAUGAGGGUGUACACAAAAUGUUGUUAAACAAGAAGACUUUUACUAAUUUAUAUCUUGCAUUGUAAAUAAAAAGAGACGUGCUAAUGCGCACUGGCUAAUUUCAAAGGGGCGCUUUGUUUGGGUGUGUGCGUGUGUUUUAGAUCGGCAUAAAAAUGUUUCUUCUUUUUGUCCUUGUAGUUUGCAGAACAUAUGCAAAUUUAUUAAGAAUAUUAAGCCCAAUUAAACAUUUUGUAAGCUGGACAUGAAAGAGCCUGCGUUAGUUAUUAAA
Clarias gariepinus (North African catfish) is the source of this 2708-nucleotide messenger RNA. RefSeq names its product iroquois homeobox 2a (gene irx2a). The record is from RefSeq and is a predicted model, not a curated record. Bases 574 to 1905 code for a protein of 443 amino acids. NCBI's taxonomy places the organism in Eukaryota, Metazoa, Chordata, Actinopteri, Siluriformes, Clariidae. Gene Ontology annotation, molecular function: RNA polymerase II cis-regulatory region sequence-specific DNA binding; DNA-binding transcription factor activity, RNA polymerase II-specific. The transcript is spliced from 5 exons. Gene Ontology annotation, biological process: cell development; neuron differentiation; regulation of transcription by RNA polymerase II. Gene Ontology annotation, cellular component: nucleus.